AUGUUUCCCAAAUAUUAUAUUCUGUUUACUUUAACAACUCUCAUAUAUCAACUGGCUGCGGCCCUUGAUAUUACGAAAGAUUUGAACCUAUACGGUUCAGCCGAAUAUACUGACUCCAUAUCUAUCGGCAAAGGUUUGAUUUUCGCCAUUAGCGGUGGUGAAAAAGUUGAAUUCCAAAAUAAUUUACAUAAUAAUGGGGAUUUAUGUGUUGGAUCCCAUCAUGUCCAUUUUGGUUGUCCUUCUUUGAAGAAUGACGGUAAUUUAGUUGUCCAUAACCCCCAAAAAUAUACUGUUAGUGGGAGUAUGGAUUUCCUAUUAACUGACUUUUUGAAUAAUGGGUUCCUUGCUAUUCACAAUAGUUUUGCAUCGUCUAUGUUUGGUUCGAUAUUAACAUCAAAGACAUUCAUUAACAUUGGUGUCAUCCACAUUGAAACUUCCAUGAGACUUACUUUAGGCGCAUCCUCCACCUCUAUCCAAAAUAAAGGUACCAUGAUUUUCAACGGUGGUAAUUAUACUUUAGAUUCUUCCAUUAUUGGUGGAGGUUGUAUUGCUAUGCAAAACAAACAUGAAAUACAUAUUGAUAUAAGUAAAACAUUUGACCAAACUUUCUACUGUGAUAGUUACGAAAAAGAAAUUCAUUUCACUGGUUUACCAAAUCUUAUUGGCCUUCCAAUAGUUUUUAACGGGUUCUCCAAUACCCAUGAACUAUAUUUUCACGGUUCUCAAACCGCACGUACCCAUUUCUUGGUUGGUAAGUAUUCCCCUUUAACUGGUCUUAUUGUUAUCGUGACUACCCCAAUUCCAUUUAGAGGAGCUUGGGAUGUUAUGACAAGAUCCAUUUUCGUCGGUUACGGCUAUGAUAUGUUCCAAUUUAAAUUUGAAUUUAUCUCCCAUAGAGGACUACCAUGUGUACACGUUCAUUAUAACAAACCUUGUCCACAUCCUUCUAUCCCUCCACAUUGUAACAUUACUACCGGCCUACCUUGGGAUAAAUGUACAGAGUCUGCUUCGAGUUCCGCUGCUUUAUCAACGAUUCACUACAUAUCCUCAUCUGCUAGCAUGAGCUCAACGACUCCAACGUCAUCCAGUUCUGCUGUCGUUACUUCGUCCAUUCAAACCGAUGAAUAUUCUUCCUAUCCUUCUACUGGUUUAGGAACACCUUCCCAACCAGCUAACACUGCUUCUGUUAGCUCAACCGGUCUACCACCUCCAUACACCACUACUGUUGUGUCUGGAUCCUCCACUGAAACCGACAUUGUUUCUUACUACUCCACCACCGAUUCCGAAGGCAAGCCAUCCACUGGUGUCACUACCAUCCCAAUCCCAGGCUCUUCCCUUCCUACUGUUACUGGUGCUUCUAGUGUAACAUCAAACAGAAUUACUUCUGGAACCUUAACUGAAAGCUGUUCAACAUCAUUAGUUAUCACAACAAACACUGAUUCCUACGAGAUCAUCAGCACCUCUUUUGAAGUGGACCUCCCAGUUUCCACAUCACUUUCAUCUGUUGCUGCCUCUUCUGGUGCUUCUGGUGUACCUCCUCCAUACACCACUACUGUUGUGUCUGGAUCUUCCACUGAAACCGACAUUGUUUCUUACUACUCCACCACCGAUUCCGAAGGCAAGCCAUCUACUGGUAUCACUACCAUCCCAAUCCUAGGUUCCUCCGCUGCUGCCUCUUCUGGUGCUUCUGGUGUACCUCCUCCAUACACCACUACUGUUGUGUCUGGAUCCUCCACUGAAACCGACAUUGUUUCUUACUACUCCACCACCGAUUCCGAAGGUAAGCCAUCCACUGGUGUCACUACCAUCCCAAUCCCAGGUUCUUCCGCUGCUGCCUCUUCUGGUGCUUCUGGUGUACCUCCUCCAUACACCACUACUGUUGUGUCUGGAUCCUCCACUGAAACCGACAUUGUUUCUUACUACUCCACCACCGAUUCCGAAGGUAAGCCAUCCACUGGUGUCACUACCAUCCCAAUCCUAGGUUCCUCCGCUGCUGCCUCUUCUGGUGCUUCUGGUGUACCUCCUCCAUACACCACUACUGUUGUGUCUGGAUCCUCCACUGAAACCGACAUUGUUUCUUACUACUCCACCACCGAUUCCGAAGGCAAGCCAUCUACUGGUGUCACUACCAUCCCAAUCCUAGGUUCCUCCGCUGCUGCCUCUUCUGGUGCUUCUGGUGUACCUCCUCCAUACACCACUACUGUUGUGUCUGGAUCCUCCACUGAAACCGACAUUGUUCUUACUACUCCACCACGAUUCCGAAGGUAA
Molecule: messenger RNA, 2268 nt
Organism: Naumovozyma dairenensis CBS 421
Lineage: Eukaryota; Fungi; Ascomycota; Saccharomycetes; Saccharomycetales; Saccharomycetaceae
Exons: 1
Coding region: 1-2268 (755 amino acids)
Source: RefSeq, a predicted model, not a curated record